Erpetoichthys calabaricus (reedfish) is the source of this 661-nucleotide messenger RNA. RefSeq names its product chromosome 17 C19orf53 homolog (gene c17h19orf53). NCBI's taxonomy places the organism in Eukaryota, Metazoa, Chordata, Cladistia, Polypteriformes, Polypteridae. The record is from RefSeq and is a predicted model, not a curated record. The coding region runs from base 103 to 381 and encodes 92 amino acids. The transcript is spliced from 3 exons.
UUUUGCCACUCAAUACCCCACAACCCCCCGCGCUUGUUUCAGUAACCCCCUCACUAUCACACAAGCAUCCCGUUUUAUUCAUUACAGCAUACGAAAGGCAAUAUGGCACAAGGGAAGCAAAAAUUUAAAUCUCAAAGACCCGGAGCGAAGAAGAAUCCCACCCAAGCCAAGACUAAAGGACCCAAAAAAGGAGGUAGACUGAUCACCCCUAAAAAGGCCCAAGUUGUCCAGCAACAGAAGCUAAAGAAGAACUUGGAAGUUGCUAUCCGUAACAGGAUUGAGUCAGAAGUGACGAUGAGAGCCAGUUCCAGUCUCCACAAGAAACUGGCUGUCGUGAAGACUACUGAAAGCGCAGAUAAAGGAAAGAAGAAAAAGAAGUAGAGCAUGUGGGCACAGGACGGCUGGCAUCCUGCCCUGAGUCCUCCUCUUAAAAGGACUUUCUGGUAAACCUCCACUGUAGGCGGCGAUGUCCUCGUGUCACAUUUCUCUGAAGCUUCUCUUUCCUGAAAUAAGACUCUUUGAUGCUUUGAAAUGUCCUGAAGAAAGGAACAAGUUGCUAAUCUUACCUGCUAAUAUUAAGCAGCAAUUGGGUUUCUUUGACGUUUAAUGUUGAAAUGAGCUUGUUGGCAUUCAAUUAUAUUUUAAAUAUCUUCCACCCUAA